UUAGGGCCGCCGAGUCCAACCUGUCCCAGUUCCCGCCAAGAAGUGCUAGCUAUUGCUGCUACUUUCCCGCCAUCGUUUCCCACUUAUCCCGCCAAAUUUCCCUUGCUCCAAAAUCCACCAAUUCGCUGUGACUCAACUCGUUUUUCUCUUUCACGCGCAAAUAUGCACGCACGCACAAGCAUGGAAAAAACUCCAGAGCUCAUCUCCAACAAACGGAAGAGGUCAUCCUCUGCCUACGAUCCUUUCGUGGGGAUCUUCACCCGCAGCAAAGCCCAUAUCUAUUUUCACUGCAAUCGCUCUGGUCUAGCCCGCUCCGACUCAUUUCGCCGCAGCAAACACCGCGCCAAUCUCCAGUCAAGCACGGUUAGAUUCUUGUCGAAGACUCAAUUCCAAUCCCACAACAAGAAACCCAGACGAAAAUCAGAAAGAAAGUUGUUGCAAAGUUCUGCGGAUGCAGAUGAUUUGCCCGGCAUGAUGGUCAAAGAUCUUCGAACGAGACGAAUUUUCUCUUUGGCUUCAAUGGCUAAUAAUUGCGGGUUAUGCUUUGAUGAUAAGGAGGAAGAGGGGUCUGAGAAACGGAGUGGAGGAUUGGAAAAAGAAGGGUUUUCUUCUGCUUCCAGGAAUUUGGAAGGCAUGAAAUGCGAUUCCUCCAUUGACAAAGAAGAUGUUGGUUGGAACUAUUUUGAUAACGUAAAACAGGGAGAAGACAAAGACAUCGUGAAAUCAAGUGUGGGAAGUACUAACAAAGAGCAUACCAGUGCGAAUUCGACUGUGUCUCAAGGGAAUGUCAAGAGUUCUGAAGAUGUUGAGAUUUCAAAUGAGGUAGGCGAGAUGAAUGAAGAAUGUAUGCAGGCAACACCCCCAGAUGCUGAGAUCCUUUAUAGGGAUAAAGUUUCCUGGAACCUUUCAACUGAAAAUCUUCAGAACAGAGAGGGUUUUCAAAACAGCAUGGACAAGAGAAAUGGCAAUAAUUCAGGGCCCAUAUCAGUCCUUAACCCAUGGUCUAGAGUUAAAGUUUUCAGAGCUCCAGGCUCAUUCAGCUAUAGAAGAUUGCUACCUUACUUGAUGGAUAUGGUCCAAGAUAAUUCGUGUGCUCUCAGAAACGGUAAAUCGAUGGAUGAAUUGAAGACAGAUAGUCCUUCCAUGAAGAUUCAAGCUGGUGAUCCUUUGUCACGGAGUGUGCCGAUUUUCGCAGAUGGCUUAUCUAAUGGUACUGACUCUAAUUUAAUAUCUAUAGAAAAGCUUCCUAAUUCGUCAAUGCUAUUUGGUUCACAAAAGAAUCCUUGCAUGAGGGCUUAUUCUCCCAACUCAUUGGUUAAUAAAUGUUGUUCAAAACCACUUGCUGAUGAAGUGAAUGAGAAAAUUAAGAUAUUUGUUUCUCGGAAAGAUAAGAAUUUAGAAGGCUCGAACCCUGACUGCUAUCCAGGGGUGGACAAUCAUCAUCUAAAUGGACAUGCCAAUGAUACAAAACCCCAGGAUAGUCGAGAGAUUAGAGGAACCGUGAGAAAGUCUCCUCGCUGUGAUCAAGAUGAUACUAAUGAUAUAACGAAUGGUUUAUGUUUGAUUUCAGAGAAGCAUCAAUUAUGUGAAGGUCAUUCAUCUCGGCAACCCUGUUCCGAUACAAUCCAGACUGAGAGUUUGGAAGCAAAAGCAUGUGAUAUGAGUCAUGCUUGUAAGUCUCCUGAGCCGAACAAUACAAGCUCUAAUGUGUCUAAUGCAGAAGACAACAGCUGCACUGCAAAGAAGGAUGGCAACGACAAUGAUGUUCUGGAUAAAGUUGACGAUACAAAUGGAGAAUCCAUUCAGGAGACACUACCAAAUGCUGAAAUCGUUGGUAAACCUGUGGCUCAUCAGGGUGUGAAUAACCGAAUAGAUUUUGUCUCACAGGAUAAUGGUGAAGUUCUCAUGCAGCCACUGAAUGAAAGUUCUUGCAGAAUCAGCUCCUGUUCUGGUAGCAAAAGAAUGGAUUCCAUUUCUAAAAGCAAAUUGGGUUUAAGUCCAAGCUCACGACUGAAGCUAUUUAAGAUUAGAGACUCCUUUGGCUACAGAAGAUUGCUUCCAUAUCUGACGGAUAUUGCCAAAAAUAAUUAUGGUGAUUAUGGAAAUGGAUGUUGCCCAAAACUUGAGAAGAGCUUAGAAGAAAGCCAAUCCUCACAAUUACCAAUACCUGAACUUUACGAAACUCCUGCAAAGAAUUUAAAUCACAGGAGUUAUGGUAUGGAGCAUGAUACUGAUUCAUGCACUCUGGAAAUGGCUACCUUGCCAACUGCCAAUCAUGUAUCUGGUAGUAAUCAUUUGAAUCUGAUAUGCUCUAAGCAGAAUAGUGACUCUCCUAUGUCAAAUGGCUCACGAGAAGAACAAGAAUCGGAAGUCGUGGACAUGAUAUCAGAUCAUCAAGAUGGACAGUCAAAUGACGUCCCUACCAUUGUGAGACUAGUUUCUGGAAGCAGUUCAGUCACUACGCCCCUUUGUUCUUCUUUUGUUUGUCCUACAUCUUUCUCUGCAGAUGAUGGAAACUCCGUUUCACAUGAAAUAUCUGCUGAUGCUGAAGAGGGCUGCAGAAAAUCAGCAGUGAAAAUUACUAAUAGUGCAAAGCCAGCUGACACAGGCUGCUUUUCUCAAAAUUCAUCUAAGGUUGAAGUCUCUGAUCCUUUGGGCAUUCAUGCCCAUGAUUCCAGGAAGGGCAUUCUUAAAAGAGUUCCAAGGGGAUGCAAAGGACCCUGCAUGUGUUUAAAAUGUGCUUCCUUUCGCCUCCAUGCAGAGAGGGCAUUUGAGUUCUCCAAAAAUCAGAUGCAGGAUGCUGAAGAAGUGACCCUAGAUUUGAUAAAGGAACUAUCUCAUUUGAGGAAUAUGCUUGAGAAAGCUGCAUUUGGUUCUAAUGAUAAUCAUGCUAUUUGCAUCAAUGAGGUGAAAAGGGCUUGCAAGGAAGCAUCUGAAGCGGAAGAACUAGCAAAAAGCCGCCUUAGCCAAAUGAAUUAUGAUCUUACUGUUCACUGCAGACUACUAUGUGAGCAGCGACCAAGGGUGAGAUUUUCCAAUAAUGUUGAAGAAAGAAUAAUUUCACAGUUGAAUUGUGAGCAAAGUUCAAAUUGAUGAGAGUACCGCAGAGAAGAAAAUUGAUACACUUUAUAUGAUUGCAACUUCUGAGCUUGAUGAGUGCUUGGCCUUGAAGAUACAUCCCAAAAAAAACUUGCAUGUACUGCAAUUAGCUAUGAAUAUUGAUUUUAAUGUAAAUGCUAAUAGAAAAGGUGUUGUUGAUGCUGCAUACCGCACGAGUUAGUUCUCCAGUGCCCACUUAUGGAAGUUGCUAAUUUAUUGAGCUCUUUAAACUGAUCCAUUGCAAUUUCAAUCUUUGAUUUCUGAUGA
Messenger RNA from Manihot esculenta (cassava), 3366 nucleotides. RefSeq lists its product as uncharacterized. The record is from RefSeq and is a predicted model, not a curated record. The transcript is spliced from 7 exons. Bases 163 to 3093 code for a protein of 976 amino acids. NCBI's taxonomy places the organism in Eukaryota, Viridiplantae, Streptophyta, Magnoliopsida, Malpighiales, Euphorbiaceae.